AUGCCCAAGAAACACCACAGGAACACGUUUGCCAAGCCCAUCAGCACACCCCAUCAUACACUCGCGACUUCCGGCUUCCACGCCCAAAAUGAUCGCUUCCGGUCGUCUGCCGCUUCCCCAGGCGGGGAGCAACCCUCCGUCAACGACCUAAUUAACCACCUCCGCCGAACCCAAGUCUCCGCGUCAGCGACCGACACUAAUCGCAGUCCAUCUCGACAGAUUGCGCCCCGAUCCGUCCAUCCAUCUCUACGGAAUCUCCUCGAGCUCCCCGAGACCCCUCCACCUCGCCCCCGCCCAGAUGCACGACGCACUGGGAUCGUCGGACGACGAUUGAGGAGGACAGCUGGACCGCCGCCGCCCGAGAGCUGGCUUUCAGGAAAUUCGGCGGCAGAUAAUGAGGAGGAGAGCGAAUUGGAUGCGGCUGAGAUGACGAAGAUCAUAUAUCGCCUUGAGCGCUUACCUGGGAAGGAAUUCCCCGCAAAAAGCAGCUUUCUGCAUGCGCUCUUGAAGUCAAUGGCUAUGCACUGGGCGUGGCAUAUUGCUUAUGAUGGACAGUUCCUGGCGCUAUUACCUACGCAUAUCAAGGUGUUGCUACUUAGCUAUAUCGGAUACUAUGCGAAAGACCAGCCUUUGCAAGGUCUUAUGCGGGGUCUCAAGCCAUUGUUCGAGAAUGUGGAGAGUGAUGGCUCUGAACAGGUUGCGGCAGCCGAUAGAGAGGUGACGCACCUUGAUCUUAGCGGCGCAAUUGGCCGGUGGAUGUCUCUGAAGCAGCUCCCGAGAGAAGUGUUGCUUCCAAAGAAACCUGUCCCUGUCCAGAUUGAUGCGCCGGGCUCAGUUCCAUCGUCUUGGGAUGAGGAACUUGAGGAGGGAGUUGAUACCAGCUCUAGCACCCGCAGUACCAUUCCCAAAUCAGUACAGGGUCUCCGUUUCGAAAACCUACAGUACCUCUCACUCGCACAUCCAAACCCAGCCUCCGUGAACUGGAACUCGCUCAUCCACCUUCUAUCCCGCCUCUCAACAAUAACGCACUUAUCGCUCGCUCAUUGGCCAGUCCCAACUAUAACCCCUCACGCACUCAACGCCAGCAUCAGACAUCCAACGCACCGCUCCCUCACCUUCUCAUACGGCGGCACAGACUCAUACUCCGCCAUAGAGAACAACUGGGCCGAAUCAGCGGGUAUCCUCCGCAAGUUGUCCCGCGUAACGUACUGUCUCAAGUGGCUAGAUCUCGAAGGCUGCGGCGGCUGGAUCCCCGCGCUGAAUUGGGAGGGGGUCGGUCCUCAGGGCGAAGCAUAUACGACAGGUCCCGAAUGGAACGGAUCCUGGCGAGAUAUUGAAUGGAUCCGUCUCGGGCCGGGGUGGCUCCCCCAGCUAAAUGAGAGUGAUAUCCCCAUGACAGCCUUGACAUCAACCAGCACUCACCCAUCGAACUCCCGGUCCCUCGCCUCCUCCAUCCAUGCCGCACCAAGCCCCAGCCAUUUCGCUACACCCGGUGAAAUCUCAUCGAACCUAACCGGCUCAAGUGAAUCAUGGGACGUCGAGGUCGAACGCCGCAAAUACCGACUUGGAAAGGAGCUCGAGCGAUUCCGGGAGUCGAUUCGCUCGGCGAAGGCCGUUCAGCGAAGGGUUCUGCAGAGUCGAAAGGAAGGGCGAGGGAAGUGGGCGCAGUUCUCUUUUGGCCUUGAAGGGUUGGAGGAGAGUCUGCUUGAGACGCUCUUGGGUCCGGAGUUUGAGAUUGGGUUGAGAUAG
Molecule: messenger RNA, 1749 nt
Organism: Aspergillus calidoustus
Lineage: Eukaryota; Fungi; Ascomycota; Eurotiomycetes; Eurotiales; Aspergillaceae
Source: the annotation of a GenBank genome assembly